Molecule: messenger RNA, 444 nt
Organism: Necator americanus (New World hookworm)
Lineage: Eukaryota; Metazoa; Nematoda; Chromadorea; Rhabditida; Ancylostomatidae
Exons: 1
Coding region: 1-444 (147 amino acids)
Source: RefSeq, a predicted model, not a curated record
AUGCGGCUUUGGUUUGCUGUGGAUUGCCGGAAGAAUGGGACUCUCCGGGAAACUCAUUGCCGCUCAUCGAAACGACAUGACGGACGACGGCUGUUACGACGUAAUCGUAAGGAAACAACUCUACAUAGUGAAUGUGUAGUGAGAGCGAACGAGCCGGCCGAACCGAACAACAUCAUGCAUGUCAGAGGAGAGGAGGAGGAGGAGGAGGACGGGGAGAAGGAGGAGGAGGCGCCUGGAAGUCGUGGUGAACGUCAGCGUGAAUGUGUGAACACGAACACGACACGACGCCAUGAAAUUCUACGAGGAGGAGGGGACAUUGACAAAUUGUCCCCGUUACAAACAACAGGAAUAGGCGUCGCGUUGUGGAUUUCGAUCACUUGCUUCCGCUCCCGGCGACUCUCAAGCGACGAAAUCCACGACACUCAAUCGUCACAUCAGUUAUGA